Molecule: messenger RNA, 363 nt
Organism: Sphaeroforma arctica JP610
Lineage: Eukaryota; Ichthyosporea; Ichthyophonida
Exons: 2
Coding region: 1-363 (120 amino acids)
Source: RefSeq, a predicted model, not a curated record
AUGUGGUAUAUAAUCGGAUAUGUGACCAGAGCGGUAGAGCGUACUUUCAUCUUGUUUGUGUCGCCAGGCCCUGAAGAGGCCGCGUCGGCCAUCAGCGACCUCACCACCGGGUACGUCAAGGCAAAUCAAGCGAGAGUGGAUGCGAUACACUCCGCUAGUGUACAGAAUCUGAGAUAUACCAGCGGUAUUCCAGCGAUUCUCAACGCAAUAUACCAAAUCGAUAAUAUCUCGGAAGAAGAUAAGUCUAUAUACUCAAUCUUUGCGCUGUCAACACUUGUAGCAUACAAUCGAUCACGCUCCCAUCAGCUUAAGAAUGGGUCGUCUGUUUCAAAUAGCAUAGAUGACAUCGAACGACGUAUGUAG